Molecule: messenger RNA, 2050 nt
Organism: Lotus japonicus
Lineage: Eukaryota; Viridiplantae; Streptophyta; Magnoliopsida; Fabales; Fabaceae
Product: signal recognition particle subunit SRP54 2
Exons: 9
Coding region: 132-1634 (500 amino acids)
Biological process (GO): SRP-dependent cotranslational protein targeting to membrane; SRP-dependent cotranslational protein targeting to membrane, translocation
Cellular component (GO): signal recognition particle, endoplasmic reticulum targeting; cytosol
Molecular function (GO): 7S RNA binding; ATP hydrolysis activity; endoplasmic reticulum signal sequence receptor activity
Source: RefSeq, a predicted model, not a curated record
UUGAGACUGAGCACCCAACACAGAAAACCAAAAUCCCAAAUCCACAUACGAAGCGUGUUCGAACGAGCGAUUCUUCAACCUGCAAACCCUAAUUCGACAAAUUCGAUCGCCGGAAAAGGUAAUCGGAGAAGAUGGUUCUUCAACAGUUAGGCGGGAGCAUUUCCCGUGCUCUUCAGCAGAUGAGCAAUGCCACAAUCAUCGAUGAGAAGGUUCUCAACGAAUGCCUCAACGAGAUCACUCGCGCUCUUCUUCAAUCCGAUGUGCAAUUCAAGCUCGUCCGCGAUAUGCAGACCAAUAUCAAGAAGAUUGUCAAUCUGGAGGAUCUCGCUGCGGGACACAACAAGCGCAGGAUCAUCCAGCAAGCUGUGUUCAAUGAACUCUGCAAAAUCCUGGAUCCUGGAAAGCCGGCUUUUACUCUCAAAAAAGGAAAACCAAGUGUUGUCAUGUUUGUUGGUUUACAAGGAUCUGGAAAAACCACAACUUGUACGAAAUAUGCAUAUUAUCAUCAAAAGAAAGGCUGGAAGCCAGCUCUAGUAUGUGCAGAUACAUUUAGAGCUGGUGCAUUUGAUCAGUUGAAGCAAAAUGCCACCAAAGCUAAGAUCCCUUUCUAUGGAAGCUAUAUGGAAUCAGAUCCUGUGAAAAUUGCUGAGGAAGGUGUUGAAAGAUUCAAGAAAGAAAACUGUGAUCUUAUAAUUGUUGACACCAGUGGGAGGCACAAACAAGAAGCUGCUCUUUUUGAAGAAAUGCGCCAAGUUUCAGAAGCAACGAAACCAGAUCUUGUUAUAUUUGUUAUGGACAGCAGUAUCGGUCAGGCUGCUUUUGAUCAGGCUCAAGCAUUUAAACAGAGUGUUGCAGUGGGAGCUGUCAUCAUCACUAAAAUGGAUGGCCAUGCAAAGGGUGGUGGUGCUCUUAGCGCUGUUGCAGCAACUAAGAGUCCUGUCAUAUUCAUUGGAACUGGAGAACAUAUGGAUGAAUUUGAAGUUUUUGAUGUUAAACCGUUUGUUAGUCGUCUAUUAGGCAUGGGAGAUUUGUCUGGGUUCAUGGACAAAAUUCAGGAAGUUGUUCCUAUGGAUCAACAGCCUGAACUGCUUCAAAAGCUGUCAGAAGGAAACUUUACCUUAAGGAUUAUGUAUGAGCAGUUUCAAAACAUACUUAAAAUGGGUCCUAUCGGUCAGGUAUUUUCUAUGCUACCAGGAUUUAGUUCUGAAUUAAUGCCAAAAGGCCGUGAGAAGGAAAGUCAAGCCAAAAUUAAGCGUUACAUGACAAUGAUGGACUCAAUGACAAACGAAGAGUUGGAUAGCUCAAACCCAAAAAUGAUGAAUGAGUCAAGAAUGAUGCGAGUAGCUCGAGGUUCUGGUCGUCAGGUUAGGGAAGUAAUGGAAAUGAUGGAAGAGUACAAACGUCUUGCAAAGAUAUGGAGCAAAAUGAAAGGACUUAAAAUACCAAAGAAGGGCGAUAUGAGUGCCUUAUCCCGAAAUAUGAAUGCCCAGCACAUGAGCAAAGUCCUUCCUCCACAAAUGCUAAAGCAAAUAGGAGGCAUGGGUGGAUUGCAAAGCUUGAUGAAACAGAUGGGAUCUGGUAAGGACAUGAUGGGAGGCAUGGGUGGAAUGUUUGGCGGUGGUGGUGAUAAGUAGACUUAUUUUAGCAUAUGAGCUGAUGGUUGUUUUCUGCCACUGCUAUAUAUACUCUGGUUUUCCAUGAGCUAGCUUUGGCAUUGCACAAACUAUUCAGUUCGCAUUGAUUCGGAUGUGCUGUCAACCAAUUUAUGAAAUCUCAAGAGCUGUAAUGGAAUAGUUCAUUUCAAUUUUAACUUGGCAGUCUUUUUUUCUGUAAAACUAAAAUCCUUUUUCCCCCUUUGCCUGUAUAUUUACUAGUCUUCGGAUUUUAGUCAAAGUGCUAAAUCAGAAUUUUUCUUAUCAGUGUAACGUUAAAGAUAAUAAAAUUCUAUAUGGCUCCUCUCCCCAUUAUAUUGAAAAAUGAGGACUGAGGAGGUUCAUUCUGAUAGUAGGUUCUCUCAAUAUUAUAUCCGUGUGACCGUGUGUAUCUUCAA